GGGGAAAACGGAACAACUUGACUAAAAUUUGCAGGUUAUAACAAGAACCAGGAAACUUGGACUGACUGCUCCUACUGGUUCCUGACUGGUUUCUAACUGGUUAACUGGCUCCAACUGGACCUGAAAUUGGAGCAACAGAAGUAAAAAUCCAGAGAAGAGACUGAAAGUUGUAAUUCUUCCUGACUGGUUCCUGUACUGGGAGUGAUGGAGAAGCAGGCUCUACCCGCCUCCUCCUGCUCUCUGGUUCUCCUGGAGGAGACCAGGAAGAACCCCCUCCUCCUGUCUAAAGGAGGCGGCCCUUUCCCGCCAGCAGCCGCCAACGGCGGCCUCGUCCCACUGACGUCCGUGUCCGGUGGCGGCGUGGCAGGCGGUGGCGGUGCUGGACAGGACAAGAUGGUGGGCGUGAUCAACGGAGCGGGGCCAGGAUACCAGGAGCGUGAGACGUGGACCCGGCAGAUGGACUUCAUCAUGUCCUGCGUGGGCUUCGCCGUCGGGCUUGGGAACGUCUGGAGGUUUCCUUACCUGUGCUACAAGAACGGUGGAGGUGUCUUCCUGAUCCCGUACCUGCUGAUUGUGUUUGUCGGAGGAAUUCCCAUCUUCUUCCUGGAGAUCGCGCUGGGCCAGUUCAUGAAGGCCGGCAGCAUCAAUGUGUGGAACAUCGCGCCGCUCUUUAAAGGUCUGGGUUACGCCUCCAUGGUCAUUGUCUUCUUCUGCAACACCUACUACAUCAUGGUCCUGGCCUGGGGGUUCUACUACCUGAUCAAGUCCUUCAGCUCCACGCUGCCGUGGUCCUCCUGCGACAACGAGUGGAACACGGUCAGCUGCAUCGAGAUCUUCCACCACCAGGACUGCAAGAACGCCAGCUUCGCCAACGCCACCGUAGGCAGCGGCAACAUGACCUGCGCCGAUCUGGCCGACGCCCGCUCGCCCAUCAUCGAGUUCUGGGAAAACAAAGUGCUGAACAUCUCAUCUGGUCUGGAUGAAGCCGGACGCAUAAACUGGGAACUGAUGUUGUGUCUGAUGGCGGUCUGGGUUCUGGUUUACUUCUGCGUCUGGAAGGGAGUCAAAUCCACCGGGAAGAUCGUCUACUUCACGGCCACAUUCCCGUACGUGGUCCUCAUCAUCCUGCUGGUCCGAGGAGUCACUCUGCCUGGCGCGUAUGAUGGCAUCAUGUACUACAUCAAACCAGACUGGUCCAAACUGGAGGAGGCUCAGGUGUGGAUAGAUGCUGGCACACAGAUCUUCUUCUCCUACGCCAUUGGCCUCGGAGCACUGACCGCUUUGGGGAGCUACAACCGCUUCAACAACGACUGCUACAAGGACGCCUUCGUCUUGGCUCUCAUCAACAGUGGGACCAGUUUCUUUGCGGGUUUUGUGGUCUUUUCCAUUCUGGGCUUCAUGGCGGCUGAGCAGGGAGUCGACAUUUCGCAGGUCGCCGAGUCAGGUCCGGGUCUGGCCUUCAUCGCGUACCCGAAGGCCGUCAGUCUGAUGCCCGUGGCCCCGCUGUGGGCGGCGCUGUUCUUCUUCAUGCUGCUGCUGCUUGGACUCGACAGUCAGUUCGUCGGGGUGGAGGGCUUCGUUACCGGGAUCCUGGAUCUCUUUCCUGGAAAGUAUUACCAUCGCUACAAGCGUGAGAUUGCCGUGGCGAUAUGCUGCUCGCUGUGCUUCAUCAUUGACCUCUCCAUGGUGACGCAGGGAGGGAUGUACGUCUUCCAGCUCUUCGACUACUACUCGGCCAGUGGGAUGACGCUGCUGUGGCAGGCGUUCUGGGAGUGCAUCGUGGUUGCCUGGGUCUACGGUGCCGACCGCUUCAUGGACGAUGUGGCCCGGAUGAUUGGGUACCGGCCGUUCCCGUGGAUGAAGUGGUGCUGGUCAUUCAUAACGCCGUGUGUCUGCAUGGGCAUCUUCCUGUUCCACCUGAUCAACUACAAGCCGCUGACCUACAACAACGUGUACGUGUAUCCGUGGUGGGGCGAGGUGAUUGGCUGGUGUCUGGCUCUGUCCUCUAUGCUCUGCAUCCCCGUCAGCCUCCUCUACAAGCUCUUCCGAGCUAAGGGAAGCUUCCGAGAGCGCUGGGCCCACCUGACCACUCCGGUGUGGGGGGCCCAUCAUCUGGAGUACAUGGCCCCCGACAUCAAGUCGCUGACCUCUCUGUCACCCAGCACUGACGACAACAAGGUCAUCAUCUUCGAGAGCGUCAUGUAGGCAGGACUCUGUGUGUCCCACCUGCAACAAGAUGGCCGACACCCCCCUCCCUCCCCCACACUCACACAUGCUCCGCCUCCAAACGGGCCGCACAGAGACUCUCUAACCGAGCCGAGCCUCCCUGGACUGACUGGAAUUCUCCUGAGAUCCCCCGUUGUGUCUCUGCAAAUCCAUCCAUUGAUUGGUGGCUUGAUAUCACCAUGGCAACCAGAUCUAUACGUGACAAAACUACAGGAUGUUUUCAGAUUUGUGGUAAAUCCAAUGGAUCUCUGCUGCUUCUCCUGUUUAAAGGAUGGAAAAUCCCAGAUUUCUGGGUCUAGUUUCCCGUUUGGGACGAAGGGGAUCGGUUCAUUCUUGUGUUGGGUGGGUGAGGUGGACACACACACACGUACACACACACACACACACACGCCAGCGAUGAUGCAUGCUCUGAGGUUGCGUGUGCAUCAUUGCUGUUUAUGGAGACAGAGUUUUAGACCGACCGGCCCACAAAAGAUCCAAGAUCUGAACAGUACUCCAGUUCCGCCGGCAGGACCAGUGAUUUAAAGAAAUGGCAGCAGUCCCUGAAAGCACCACCAGACCUGAUAUCUGAUCCACAUCCUGGUUCUCUGACCACUGACAUCAGAUCUGGUUUCAACAGUCACGCCAAGGUCCGGCUCACACAGGAACCAGCAGGGAAGGGUGUAAGCAAGUUCCAACUAGUUCUGGUCCAGAUUUCUGGAUCUUUGUUGUAACAUGUAAGUUUAGUUCUUCCAGAAACCGAGUCUCUGAGGGGUCAGUAGUUACCCAUCCUCCCGUUUCUGUCAUCAUCUGGUUCUGUUGGGUUGUGUUGGGGGUAAUUUGAAACCUUGCGAGAACAGAAACAGGUCAGGUCAGUGCCCCCCCCCAUGCUGGGAGGAGGUCCAGGCCUGUGUGGGAAUCAGGUCAGAGGCUAGGUCGCCUUCUCAUGUUUCUUAUCUUAUAAAAGUAACAGGAUAACAUUUAUCAGGCCUGGGCAGAUCUCUCCAAAUGUCGAUAUUAAUUUAGGAUUAAUUAAUCGUGGAGUUUAAUUCUGAAAUCUCUGGUCAGGUACCAAACGUUGCCUUACGUGUUGUUGUCUUAACUUCAGAGCCCGUGUGGCUGACCAGCCGAACCCGAAGCCUGCAGGACGUCCUGCACGGCUCUGGUUAAGAAUCGGUCACAACUCUGUCUCCUACCACCCACGAUCCACCAUCACGAGACACAUGCUGAUUAGAAUGUAAAAUAAAAUCUAGUAAAGCGACGUCCAUUUGACAUCGUUGUGAAAUAAUGUUGCAGCACUUUUUCAGAGAAUCCUAGAAAUCGUGUUUUGUUGUAAAAUGAUUCAGAAAUUUAUUUUGCUGAAAAAUAUGAUAUAACAAACACAUACAUGUAUAUAUAUAUAUGUAUAUACAUGUAUGUGUAUAUAUGUAUAUACACAUGUAUGUGUAUAUACAUAUAUGUAUGUAUAUGUAUAUAUGUGUGUGUAUGACCUGAAUUUGAUGCACAUGUAAAUGAAAUGAUGACUUUUGGCCGACUUCAGCAGAGCUUCCAGCUUCAGGCUACCUCACACUCAGAUCUGCAGAACAAACACAUUCAUAUGCAAACAGCGGCUCUGAGGAGGAGAGGAUCAUGGGAAAUGAGAACAUUUCUGUCUCAACCUGCUUCCUGUUGCAGCUUUGAAGGAUUUCAGACACCUGUGAACUUUUUAAAUCUGAGUUUUAUAGAGAAUUAAGGGAAGCUUGUCUGGCGCCGUGAGGCCUUCAGGUGUCGGAAGGACUGAUAUGAACCAGCAGCAACGGGCGGCGUUCGUUAGCUGCAGUGAUGUUCAUGCUGCUGAAGCUACAUGUGGCUUGAAACGCACCAUGAAAGGGAAUUUUCUUCCUCUACUUUUCUGACUUCUGAUGUUCAAAGUGCUCAGAGUUUUCAGAGUUUUAGCUUCUGAUCAUUUCAGCUUUUUACUCUCUGAUUAAUCAGUGUUUGCCUCGGACCUCCCAUGGCUCACAUCUUCACAUGCUUUUCAUUCAUCUGUUUUAUUUCUGGCUGAAAUAUGCUUCCGUCAUUUUAGCUGCAUAAUUGCCAACAGCAACUCUUACAUGUAAAAUAAGCAGAAUGUUCCCGACCGACGUGCCGCGGGAGGAAAGCUACUGAAGUUAAUCCAGAUUUAAUUACAUAACUAAUUAAAUAAUAAGUUAAGUCAGAAUUUACCUGAGAAUCAGCUUGAUCUCUCUGGCGUCAGUUAUCGGAUCGUCUAAGAGGAAACAGCUGCUUUAACCAGAUAAAUCCAGACUAAACCGGACUCGUUCCAUCUUCCAACACUUACUACAACAGAAAAACAGAAGUUUGUCAAAUUCUACUAAAGAAAAGAAAAAAAUUAGAGAAACGCUUCAAAAAAUUUUAACUGGCCUAAAAAUAAUCAGUUUUUAAUCAGUUUUCAGAGUUUGUUGUUUUUACAUUUGCACAGAGAAAUGAGUUCAUUUGAAACAGGAAGUUUUUCUAGAGACGAAACGAAAACAAGUUCGUUUAUUUCUAGAGUUUAAAAUCAGUUUAUCUGUAUUUUCUUUGUACUAAAACAAAUUUUAACUAGCUAAUGAAAAUUAAAACCGUUAUUAAGAUAAUGUUGAAUUUUGAGUAUUUUUAACCUGCUGAUGCUGAUCAGAAGGAUCAAUGUGUGAUCAAUAAUGAGCCAAUCAACACUGACACGUACAGAGAUUUUAGUUAUUAUCACAGUUAGUGCCACAAAUUUCAGUAAAGAAACUUACACAGUGUUUUAUAGAAAGUAAGACAAAUUUUAAACGUGGAAUAUUUUUUAAUCUCGUGUUUUGUCUCCGGAGUGGAGCCCGGGAGGGUCACAGGCCGGAAAAGAUUCAGUAUUGACAUUUUAGACAAGAAAAGAAUCUGUAUUACCAAAAAGCAGAUUUCUUUUCUCCAUGUUUUUCUGUCUGUGCUCUUCUGCCAAAAAUCAUGUGUUGACAGUAUUUUUUGUUUCUUAUCCAGAAAUGUGUGUAAAAGUGGGCGAGACAGAAAACCCACAUUUAACGAACCGAAACGUGUCAGCCGGUGUUUAUGGAGACAAACUGGUGGUUUUUCCACAAAUUUAUUCUGAAUUUUAUUUUCCUUCCAAUAAAGUCUGCGUACUGAGACAAUAAAUGAUGUAGUUAAAAGUCAUUUGUAAUUUCAAGUUCAGUACUGUGAGAAAACAUUCUCUAAAUAUUUCUGCCCGAUGCCCGUCACAAAACUGAUCUCCAGAUGUUUUCAGCUGAUGUUCUUUGCUGGCUGUUAAAAGUCAGUAAAUGUAUCACCAGUUUGUCUCCAACACUGACCAACAUUUCACACCGUGAUGUCAGAGUGAUGUCAGAGUGAUGUCACUGUACUGGAUGAGCUAUGCAAAGAGUUCUGUUAGCGUUCUACAGGUGAACAAUCAGAUCUGAUGGACCAGUCUAACUUCCACCACAAGGAAUCUGAUCCAGUCCGAGCCAAACCCCUGAUCCAGAUGUGUACAUGGAAACCAAAGUUUUAACCGUCUCAGGAGAAGAUCUGCGUAGAUUCAGCUUCUCCUCACAAAGGAUGUUCAGAGUUCCUGAAAGACCAAAUUUAUUCAUGCUUUUUACAGAGUGAUGCAAAAUUUAACAAAUAAACAGCAAAAUCAUAAAAAAUUGUUAAAAGUACAAACUAAGUCUUAGUGAUACAAAUUAUUUUGUUUUAGCAAACAACUUCAACUUUGUUUUUUAAACUUUUGCACAAAAUCUGAGAAAUAAGGUUUGAAAAUGUGAUUAAAUGAUAAAUGAAAUGGUUAAAAAUCUUUCUUGAGAUCGAUGCAGAAUGAUUCAGCAACGGACUGACUGGUACAUCUGGCUGAUUGUCCUCCAACAGGUUCUGGGACCUAGCUCUGAGACCUGGUUCUGGGAACUGGCUCUGAGACCUGCUUCUGGGACCUAGCUCUGAGACCUGGCUCUGAGACCUGGUUCUGGGACCUAGCUCUGAGACCUGGUUCUGGGAACUGGCUCUGAGACCUGGUUCUGGGAACUGGGUCUGUGUUGAUUCCUUCGUUGGAGAGCGUCUGUCUCUCAGAAACCUCCAGCUGAUCUCAGACCAGUUUCUACACAGCUCGAUGUUUUUAUUUCAGCUUCCAGCCAAAAACAUUGCCAAAAUGUUUUUUUUUUUUAAACCUCCAAAUAAAACGAAACUAGAAAAGCUUAAAAGGGAACAUUGAACAAAAUCAUGUUUUCUCUCGUCUGUCUUGGUUUUUUCUCUUUUUGUAAUAAGUUUUCUUUUAUCUUUACAACAGGCAGGACUUCAGGGUGCUACAGAAAACUACGGUUAAAAAAAGACAUUUUAAAGUUGUGUAACCUGCAGGGGGCGGUUUAACCUGCAGGGGGCGGUGUAACCUGCAGGGGGCGGUGUAACCUGCAGGGGGCGGUUUAACCUGCAGGUGGCGGUUUAACCUGCAGGGGGCGGUGUAACCUGCAGGGGGCGGUGUAACCUGCAGGGAGCGGUGUAACCUGCAGGGGGCGGUUUAACCUGCAGGGGGCGGUUUAACCUGCAGGUGGCGGUUUAACCUGCAGGGAGCGGUGUAACCUGCAGGGGGCGGUUUAACCUGCAGGGGGCGGUGUAACCUGCAGGGGGCGGUGUAACCUGCAGGGGGCGGUUUAACCUGCAGGGGGCGGUUUAACCUGCAGGUGGCGGUUUACCCUGCAGGGGGCGGUGUAACCUGCAGGGAGCGGUGUAACCUGCAGGGGGCGGUUUAACCUGCAGGGGGCGGUUUAACCUGCAGGUGGCGGUUUAACCUGCAGGGAGCGGUGUAACCUGCAGGGGGCGGUUUAACCUGCAGGGGGCGGUUUAACCUGCAGGGGGCGGUGUAACCUGCAGGGGGCGGUUUAACCUGCAGGGGGCGGUUUAACCUGCAGGGGGCGGUGUAACCUGCAGGGGGCGGUUUAACCUGCAGGGGGCGGUGUAACCUGCAGGGGGCGGUGUAACCUGCAGGGGGCGGUUUAACCUGCAGGGGGCGGUGUAACCUGCAGGGGGCGGUUUAACCUGCAGGGGGCGGUGUAACCUGCAGGGGGCGGUUUAACCUGCAGGGGGCGGUGUAACCUGCAGGGGGCGGUGUAACCUGCAGGGGGCGGUUUAACCUGCAGGGGGCGGUGUAACCUGCAGGGGGCGGUUUAACCUGCAGGGGGCGGUGUAACCUGCAGGGGGCGGUGUAACCUGCAGGGGGCGGUGUAACCUGCAGGGGGCGGUGUAACCUGCAGGUGGCGCUCUCCUCUUGGAGGAAAAGGCAUCAUGUUUGGGUUGGAAACUCGUACAGAUCAAAUCAUAAAAAACAGCGUUGUUAAUCAAAACUAGGCAGAAAAAGAAAAUCCUGCAGAGUUUAAAUGAGCAGACUGAUCUAGUCCCGCCUGGGCCGUGGCUGUGCAGCCUGGCUUCUAGCCGUACGCUGGAUCUUGUCACUGUUUUCUCACAGCUAGCAAUGGCUGCUAAGACAGACAGCUAGCUGAUUUUCUGUUGUUUUGUUUUGGUCAAAUAAAAAAAUCUAUGCACACCAUGUCAGCGAGCGUUCGAUGCUAAACGCCUGUAGUUCCGACUGUGACCCGUCAAGUCCGAUCAGAACUGAAGCAGAACUGAAUCUGAAUUUAUGUCUGCUGAUAAAAAAAACGUCUGCUGUUUGUUCCAGCCCAAACGUGGCCACAUGGCGUCCUCUUUCAUCCCAGCAUCUGCCAUUUUGUUGUUACUGUGUUUGUGACUUCCUGUAAACUGCAGUCUUCCAUCCAUAACUUUAGAAGAGCAGAAGUAGUUUAACAAAUGACUGUGUAGCUGUGGUCGUGAUCAAACUUGGGGCUCGAUGUUAACGAGUCACCAGCCAAAACCUUCAGAGUUAAUGAUGAAACUCUGAGCCAUGAUGCUGCCAUGUGUUUCAUUAACGUGUGGUCUCCAUGCUUUACGUCUCUGUGAUCACUGUGCUCACCAGCAACUAAACCAAUGGCAAUAAAACUAAUGUCAAGACAAACA
Molecule: messenger RNA, 8208 nt
Organism: Melanotaenia boesemani (Boeseman's rainbowfish)
Lineage: Eukaryota; Metazoa; Chordata; Actinopteri; Atheriniformes; Melanotaeniidae
Gene: slc6a8
Product: solute carrier family 6 member 8
Exons: 13
Coding region: 205-2205 (666 amino acids)
Biological process (GO): sodium ion transmembrane transport
Cellular component (GO): membrane
Source: RefSeq, a predicted model, not a curated record